This is a messenger RNA of Actinia tenebrosa (Australian red waratah sea anemone), 1578 nucleotides long. Its product is annotated as LIM domain only protein 3. Gene Ontology annotation, cellular component: nucleus. The record is from RefSeq and is a predicted model, not a curated record. Gene Ontology annotation, molecular function: DNA-binding transcription factor binding; transcription coactivator activity. Lineage: Eukaryota; Metazoa; Cnidaria; Anthozoa; Actiniaria; Actiniidae. Gene Ontology annotation, biological process: positive regulation of transcription by RNA polymerase II.
GCCAUAAGAAGCCUUAGAAAAGCCAGUAGUUUUGCUGUUGACGGUUUAAUUCUCUUCGAAAUAAAAAGAAUUGUCAUAGAGCUGGUUAGACGGAUAUUAGUUUGAGGCUGACGUGACAAAAAGCAUUUUUCAAUUAGCUGGAAUAUAAAAAUGGGAGGCAAUUAGUAAGAUAAAUAAUUUAGAAAGCGCUGUCAAUUGUAUAAGAAACUUGUGUUUUUGCCUCGCGGCGGUAAUGCUGUAGAUCUCUAGCUUUGUCUGAAAGUACACCGAAGUAGUUUACGGCUACGAGAUCGAGAGAGAAAACACUCCGAGGUCCACCUAAUUCCUCAGCACGUCGCACUAGCAGUACUAAAAAUGAAUUCUGUUGACGUAGCAAUCCAAGACAUCCAAACUAAUCAACGGAUGUGUCGAGCCUGCAAUCAGCCAAUCACUGAUCGAUACGUACUGAAGGCAUUAGACUCGUUCUGGCAUGAAGGGUGCUUGAAGUGUGCGUGCUGUGAGUGCAGACUUGGUGAUAUCGGGUCCAGCCUUUAUUGUAAAUCUAACUUAAUUCUUUGCAAGCGAGAUUAUCUAAGGCUGUUUGGUAUUCCUGGGAAAUGCUCACAAUGCAGUAAACCAAUCGCAGCCUUCGAGCUGGUCAUGCGAGCGCGGGAAAAUGCCUACCACAUCGAAUGCUUUGGAUGCCAAAUGUGCCGAAAGCGACUAGUCGUCGGCGAAGCUUUCUGUUUCCAUGACAACAAAGUACUAUGCCUCGAUCGAUGCGCCAAGAAAGCACAGGACGCUAUAGUGAAGGUGAACGAUAAGCUGACACUUAAAACCAUAAAAUCUAGCGCUAAAGCUUUAAAGACUAAUUGAACAUCGAGAUAAAAAUAUCAAAGACACCAACGAGAUAAUAAUUGUGAAUAGACUCAUAGCCAAUCUUUGUAGUUUGCAAUCAAUCACGAGAGCCUAUCAUGUCAAUCUGUGCUGUAUACCUGUGUGCAAACGUCUGUAAGAUCCAACCGUUCAGACUUGAACGCAGAAGACGAAGUAUUGACGAAUCAGAAGAUGCGUAAUAGGUGAAUUACUAGCCUUAGCCUUAUCGACGAAUUGUGUUAGGGUAUAGUACUCCUAAUCAGAAUAGACUGGAACUGGUCAGCGUGAAAACGAGACUAGUCCUGCCCCACCCCUCCCCCAAAAAGGAAAGCAAACACUCACGCCCUCGCACAAAGAAAAGAGGUCGUUAUUGUYUUGGUUUUCUAAACACAUUGACCCACCAGCCUCGUUUUCGUGCUAAGAUUUUCGUACCAGAUCUCCCUUAGGAAUACGAAUACGAGCGUGUGUAUUAGCCUGGUGUAAAUUUCACAGGAAUAAAUACAUACGAGUAUUAAAAGAUAAGAUGUCUAUAAAUUGGUAUACAUUUUUUAAUAAUCAUAUUUYGUAUUGUCAGUAAUUAUAGAUGUCUAUCUUUCUUUCUGCCAAUAAUCUGCCACGAAAAGCUUUAAGCUACUUACAGGCUAAAAGGAGUGUAUAUGUAAUAGAUUAUAUGAAAAUAAUUCUAGGCAAUAAAUGUCAAAUAAUGCAUGUGAAAGAGAAAUA